Rhineura floridana is the source of this 1034-nucleotide messenger RNA. RefSeq names its product apovitellenin-1-like. Bases 130 to 462 code for a protein of 110 amino acids. The record is from RefSeq and is a predicted model, not a curated record. Gene Ontology annotation, molecular function: enzyme inhibitor activity. Lineage: Eukaryota; Metazoa; Chordata; Lepidosauria; Squamata; Rhineuridae. The transcript is spliced from 4 exons. Gene Ontology annotation, cellular component: chylomicron. Gene Ontology annotation, biological process: lipid metabolic process.
CAUGUAUCUAUAUUAGGCCUGUAAGUCUGUUUGAGUUUCAGAAUCAACAGUGAUACAAGCCGCUGCCAGCAAGAGGGCACUCUCUAUACCACUGUAUCAUCAGAUUCUUCUGAAGCCGUGACCUAAAUAAUGCUUCAAUCCAAAGCUUUAGCUCUUACUCUGAUCCUUUUCCUAGGGAGUACCCUGACUGAUGUUGGUGCUAAAGCCAUCUCAAAGAGACAUAUCCGUCGUGACUGGUUGGUCAUACCUGACGCAAUUGCAUAUUAUGUGUACGAGUCUGUGAACAAAGUGUUUCCUAAAGCUGCUGAGGUUUUAGCUGAAGCUGUCCAAACUCCGAUGAUUCUUGAGACAAGGAACUUCUUGAUACAGAAAACGGCUAUGAUCAGUCUGCUAGUUGAACAACUGACAGAGAAUGUAUCUAGCUUAUGGCAGAAAGGAGAGAAUGAACCAGCACAGCAGUAGGACCUAAAUGAAUCUGUUCAGUGCCCUCUGCUUUGUAUUCAUAGAAAUCAAUAAUGUUCAGUUUUUGAUUAUGCCACUAGAGGGAAUCAGUAGUCCUUCAUCAGUGAGGAGAAGAAGUUAUGAAGUCUUGCCAUAAUAAUUACCACCUGGUAAAAUCACUUAACUGAAUUGUCACAGAUUAUAACCUUUGCAUUUCCUUACCCUUCAACUGCGCUGUUUACAUUCCACGCGCACACACAGGGAAUGGACCACAGCUCAGCCACAGAGCAUCUGUUUGCACACAGAAGGUCCCAGCUUUAAUCCCAGGCAAUUCCAGAUGGAGCUGGGAAAGACUCCUGCCUUAAAGCCUGGAGAGCUGCUGCCAGUCAUUGUAGACCCUACUGAGCUAGAUGGAGCAAUGGUCUGACUCAGGAUAAGGUAGCUUCUUAUAUUCCGGUGUCCUCCCCUCUAUAUCUAUGCGUGUAUUAUAUACUGUAGCUGCUAACUAAGGCUAAUGUCUCAUGUAUCUGAUGAGUAGACUCUAAUUCAUGAAAGCUUAUGCCAUGAUAAAUAAAUGUAUUGCUGUUAAAGUG